AUAAGUUUGGAACAAUCUAAUAUUACAACCACAGAUGCGAUAAGUUUGGAACGAUCUAGUAUCACAACCACAUAUGUGAUAAGUUUGGAACAAUCUAACGUCACAGCCACAGAUGAGACCGCGGCUAUUCAGUCUUGGACUUUUGAAAGUGGUACUGAAAAUCCUUGGAUGACAUCUUGUAUGGUUGCACUGUUUAGCACUGUAAACAAAGCAAAACCUUACAUAGAAAAGAAAUACCCAUGCAGUAUUCCAAAAGAUUUAGUGAUUACCCGCCAGAAUUAUUAUCCAUUGGCUGAUGCCUGUAUGGCUAAGUAUGACUAUGUUGAAGAGGAUGGUGUGUAUGCUGUACUGCUAAUUCCCCCUGAAGCUAACCACUAUUGUAAACCAGAUGUCCCAUACUUUAGGCAAGUGACCAAUGAGCAGCUUGUAAAGGAGGCAGAGGAGGCAGCAAAAGAUCAACAAAACUCAUCUGUUCCAACCAUAUUUGUCUGUAUACAAGGCACAACUGGAAUUGAUCAAGAUGCAUAUUUGACAAUAACUUGCAAAAUUGAGAAUGAAACAGAAUUGACCGAUGAGAUUGUGAUGAAACAUUGUAUGAUGAGACCUGGGUGGAAAUAUUCACAAGUGGACACUCCAAAGGAUUGUGUUUUGAAGAAUGCUGAACGAGAAAAUGACAUGAUGACUCUUUCAGCUCCAUAUUAUUAUGUAUUUAGUUGUACUACUUUUUUAGGUUUGCUAGGAAAUUGUCUUACUCUUUUUGCAAUGGCCAAAGCCAAGCCGCAUCCUUCUAGAUGUUACAUAGUAUGUUUGAUUAUUACCCAAAAUGUAUAUUUACUUCUUGCAUUUUUUUCCUCUGUAAUGGGUCUGGUGAGUGAUUACAUGGCUUUAUACACCUUCAUGUUAUAUUUUUGUCAGGCCAUGUCUGUUCUCCAAUUUGUAUGCGCCACUUUGUCUACGUUCAUGAAAGUCUUAUCUUCACUGGAUAGAUACCUUGCAAUUUGUAAGCCAUUCAGUUACAGAAAGUUUCUCAUGCAAAAAUUUAGUACCAAGAUUUAUUUCGGAUUUUUUGUCACCAUUGUAAUAUUGGGUUUGUGGUUCACAUUGCAAGGACUUGUUUUGGAAAAUACUAAAUCGCAUGUGUGUGAAUUUGAAUUAUUUAGCUUACGUAAAAUGUCAGAGCAUCAAAAGUAUUUCAUAAUUUUUGGAGUACUUGUGUAUUUGUUACCAUGGUUACUAAUUGUUGUCCUCAGCUCAAUUACAUCUAGACACCUAUUCAAUCACAGUAGAGCACGCAAGAAAUUUAACAUUCGUAAAAAUGUUAAUUUAGCAGAUAAAUCUGGUUGGCUAAAUGCAUUAAGGGUCACAAUCCAUAGGUCAGAGGUUAAGGCCACUAUAUUAAUGUUCAGUACAAUACUCACAUAUCUGUUUUUUUCUGUUCCUCUAAUGGCUGCCCAAAUCUGGUUUUACACUGAACAAAGUUCAUCUGUUCAAUUGAAACUCAAAGUUUUAUUUGGUGCUGCACUUUUGCAUACUAUUGAGCAUUCUGUAAGUUUAAUAGUUUAUGGUGUUGUUGUGCCACAAUUCCGCAUGCUUCUGAAAAAGGUACUUUUAUGCAGAUAGCAAAAUAUAGUCAAAUGAUGUAAAUACAAAAUGCUCAUCAGUAUUCGCUAACUUCUCUAUUUUAACCUCUCUUUUGAUACAGGUAUAUUUAUUAUGAACAUAUAUCUGACGUGUGCAAAUGUAUAAGCUUGUCAAAAGUGCAAGAAGAGUUGACUUUGACUCAGAAAAUCAGACUUGUUAUACAACAAUUCAUAUUUUAUUAUCCCACCGAAUGAAGUUCGAGGGGGAUAUAAAUCUGACCGUCCGUCUGUUUGUUGGGGUGAUAACUCCAAUACCGGUUGACUGAUUUGAUUUAAAUUUUAUAGGCUUAUGGCGAUAAAACCUCUGCUCGAGAAGGAAUUUUUAAUAUGGCUG
This is a messenger RNA of Owenia fusiformis, 1974 nucleotides long. Lineage: Eukaryota; Metazoa; Annelida; Polychaeta; Sabellida; Oweniidae. The record is from the annotation of a GenBank genome assembly.